AGAGCGCGGGUGCCGCUCCCCGCCGAGGGAAGGCCCUGGGCGGGCGGGUCUCGGCACUAUCCAGUCACGGUCCCGGUGCGGUCCCAGCACGGUCCCGGUGUGAUCCCAGCACAGUCCCAGUGCGAUCCCGGCACAGUCCCGGUGCGGUCCCGGCGCAGGCCCGGGCGCUGGAGGCGGCAAUGGCCGCCGGUGGGCAGGGGGCGCUGUGGGGCCGCGGGCGCCGCUCCGGCCGCGCCGCCGCCUCGCUGCCCCCGCACGGCUGUGGGGCCACCAUGGACCGCAAUCCGUCGCCGCCGUGCAGCGAUGCGGAGGAGGAGGAGGGGGACGCGGUGGGCAACACGGUGUACAGCAAGCACUGGCUCUUCAGCGUCCUCACCCGCCUCAUCGAGGUGAUCGCCCCCGCGGAGCCGGACCCCGCCGCCAGCCCCGAGGGAGCCGGGACGGAGCUGGACGAGGAGAUGGAGAAUGACAUUUGCAAGGUGUGGGACAUGUCGAUGGACGAGGAUGUUGCUUUAUUUCUUCAGGAGUUCAAUGCCCCUGAUAUAUUCAUGGGAGUUUUUGCCAAGUCCAAAUGCCCUCGCCUAACUGAAAUCUGUGUGGGAAUACUAGGGAAUAUGGCCUGUUUCCAGGACAUCUGCAUGUCCAUUAGCAAAGAUGAGAAUCUUGGCCAAGUGUUACUGCAACGUUUGUGUGAUUCAGACUCCCCAACUCUUCUGGAAACAAGCAGGUUGUUGUUAACUUGCCUCUCCCAGCCUGAGGUGGCCAAUGUCUGGGUGGAGAGGAUCCGAGAAAACCCUUCUGUGUACGACUGUGUUUGCUUUAUCAUGUCCAGCUCUACAAAUGUUGAAUUGCUGGUGAAAGUGGGUGAAGUGGUGGACAAGCUCUUUGAUCUGGAUGAAGAGCUGAUGUUAAACUGGAUCAAAAAUGGCACUUGUCGCUCUGUGGGACCAUCUGUAGAUGAUUCUCCUGAAGAACUUCCAGACUUUAAGAUUGUGCCUUGUAUACUUGAAGCAGCCAAGCAAGUCCGAUCAGAUAACCCAGAAGGACUGGAUGUUUAUAUGCAUAUCCUGCAGCUCCUGACCACAGUGGAUGAGGGAAUCCAGGCUAUUGUGCAGGCUCCUGAUGGAGGAAAAGAGACAUGGAGUUUGCUUUAUGACCUCGUUUGCCAGGAGCUUUGCCAGCCAGAUGAUCCACCCAUCAUUGUGCAGGAGCAGAAGACUGUGCUGGCCUCUAUUUUGUCCGUGCUGUCUGCUAUGUUUGCUUCACAAACAGAGCAGGAGUACACCAGGAUGAGGAAAAAUAUGCCACUGAUUGGGAGCUUGAUUCGUAUUUUACAAUACAUGGAGGGCUGUGGGAAGAGAGCUGUUGAGAACUCCAAGGAAUCUGAGGAAGAGGAGACUGGAAGGACUGAUGUAAAUGAGGAAGAUUUCCAUUUAAAAAUUUUGAAGGAUAUUUGCUGUGAAUUGCUUUCCAAUAUGCUUCAAGAACUAACCAAGGAGAAUACCAUGGAAGGACUGCACCAGGGACACCUGAAUGAACAGACAUGUUCCUGUGCUUUUCAGAACCUCUUACCUCUGUAUUCUGCUUCGGUGGAGAGUUUCCUUGAAGUCCUGCGGGAGGCUGAUCAGACACUUGCUAACAAUCUAGAAAAACGUUUCCCAAGCCUGAAGGUUCACACCUAAGAAUGUACAUGAAAUGUUUUCCUUCUUUGGAAUGAAGAUUUUUGACUGUUUCAUUACAGCAUUUCAGAAAUCAAGUUUUCAGUAAAUGCAGGAGAAUGAGUCAACCUCUUUACCAGCAGGUGGCUUUUAAGCAAUGCUCUGGAUAGCCCUAAUUAACCUAGGGUUAACCUGGUCUGCAAGGGGAAAGAAAUGACUGUGAAUCACUUCUGCAUCUUCCAUCCUGUUUGCUCUGGUUAUGAGAGACUGUUGAUUUCUACUUGCUCUCCUGCAGAGUAGUUUUCUUUGAAUAACACUCAAUUCUUUGCUUUUCAACUGAAGUUGAAACAGCAAAAUGAAUGAAAUGCACUGAGUAAUUCUUUAACAUGGUGCUGGUUUCUUUUGAGUUUUUGGCAAAAGGAGGUUUGCUCAAUAGAAAUCCCCCUCAAGCAUCUGAUAAAAACAGUUAAAUUAUUUAGUUGUUUGGGGAUUUUUUUAGAUCAUAUCAAUACCUUGAGCAGGUAUUGUAACAAAAGCAUUUCAUUCUGCUCCUUUCAAAUCUUCACACUUCUUCUACUUAAGCCUCUUCUUCACUGCAGCUCUGAGCUGUGGUGUCUCAGUCCUGUGCAGUUAAAGGACUUGAGAAUAUUGUUACCAAUGGUCUGUGCUGCAGCUUCCAGCCAUUGCAGGUAGCUACCCACAGGUAAGAGUUGCAGGGCAGCUUUGGAUUCAAUCCCUGCUAUACUUGCAGACCUUUGGGGUUUUUUUCAGCAGUCUGCUUCAGUGUAGGAGUGUAACAUGUCAGUUCUUUCCUUCUUGAUUUCUUGUAUGAAUUAUCUCAGAAUGGCAUCAGAAAUGCCAUGUUUUCCAUGGGGGAGGUUAGGGUGUUAGGUCACUUGCAGGAAAUUCAGUGUACAAUCUCCUAAAACUUUAUGAUAUUUUAACUGCAUUGCAUUUUUAGAUCCCAUGUCUGCAUGCAAUGGACCUGACAUGUUCUGAGUCUGAAGAGACAGCACAACAGCACAUCAGCUUCACUGUUUCUGUAAAUGAGAAAACAAUUGGCCUUUAUUAGGUUUAAGAUGUAAAAGCAAAUGGGAACCAGAGCAUAGAGAAUAAUAGCUGAAUGUCACAUUCCCUGGCUCUCCAGGUGUUACAGACUUUAGGAUUAGGCUGGGCCAUGUUGUGUUACCAGAGUUACCAGGACAUGUGGUAAAAUACAUACAUGUGUAUAUGUAUAUAUAACCUUUCCAUCCCAACCUCCAGUUUUCAAAACCAGUGCAAUUCAAUCAUCCCCCUGCCAGCAGCAUCUUAGUUGUCAGCAGGGAAUUUGGAAUUGCAAAUACCUGACUUGUGUUGCCAAAAAGAAUUGCCAUGGUUUAUAUCAAUUUUUGUAUGCUAUGUUUGUUGGAGAAAACUGGUGACUGUGAAUCAGAGGACACCAUUUUUCAUACUACUUUGACAGUUUUGGGAUAUUUUCUUAAACCUACAGAUUUGUAAUAAAGCUUCUUU
Pyrgilauda ruficollis (rufous-necked snowfinch) is the source of this 3167-nucleotide messenger RNA. RefSeq names its product serum amyloid A like 1 (gene SAAL1). Bases 180 to 1682 code for a protein of 500 amino acids. The transcript has 12 exons. The record is from RefSeq and is a predicted model, not a curated record. Lineage: Eukaryota; Metazoa; Chordata; Aves; Passeriformes; Passeridae.